Molecule: messenger RNA, 1088 nt
Organism: Zerene cesonia (dogface butterfly)
Lineage: Eukaryota; Metazoa; Arthropoda; Insecta; Lepidoptera; Pieridae
Exons: 4
Coding region: 1-669 (222 amino acids)
Source: RefSeq, a predicted model, not a curated record
AUGAAUUUGAAGUUAAACAACGAGGUAAGAAGCUCAGUCAACCUUCUUCAUAAACCGCCUGUUUCUUCUGUAAAGGAGGAGCGCCGGCGCACCGGUCGCUACAUAGCAAUUCUCGUAGGCAUAUGCCUUUUUUUGGUUGCCAUAUACCACGCGUGGGUUCGGCGCAUUCCAGUCGUUGCUAGUCUGGUUAUACCAGCCCUCAUCAUGUUCGUGUACGUUGGAUGGGUCUUAUACACCGCUUCGAGGGAUAAAAAACGAUUUUUAUUGCUGUUGGAUGCAGAAGCGGCGUUGAAUGCAGCUUCUCUAGAACAUACAGAAGACCAGCGUGCCGACAUCACAUCACACAAUAGCGUAGAAAUAUCCGUUAUAUCGAACAAAGACAAUUCCAAAGUAAAUUCUCCUCAAGAAAAUCACACUUGGGCAGAAGUGUGUACAACGUUAUUAAAAGAUGACAACGAAAGAAUAGAAAAUAACCGGCCUGUAUUUAUUAAGCCAAUUAUUCUAGUCAAUGAUAAACCAGCAGAAGAUCUAGACGAAAAAUGGACUCACGUUCUAGAGACUGUAUAUGGAGAUAAUUUGAAAAAUUAUCAACGAAGGAGAAAAUUUAAACGGAAAUAUUGUCGAAGCAGGCGGUAUGCAGCUUUUAAAAGAUCAUACUCUAUAGGCUGAUAUUGAUUGUGAAAUUCCAUCAUAUGAGUAGAAAUGAAAUAAUCUCAAUCAAUAAAUUUCGUUCAGCCAGGGGUUUAUAUUUGAAAGAAAAAUCGUUAUUGUUGUAUGUAAACCUUUUCAAACCUUUUCUACAAAUGUAGACUAUAUUUAUACAUUCAUGUAAGAGCAUCAUCAACGAACAAACAAAAAAUUAAGUUAAAAUAAAAUCCCGUAUUUGAUAUUUGGAUAGUGAAAUCAAUGUAGUUGAUUACAGAUUCCUUACGUAUCCUCAGCUUUUAUUUAAAAGCCUUUGGCUUGCUGAAAGUUUUAUGGUUUAAGGAAACACAAAUAUUUCCAUAAAAGUAUGAAAGUUUCGAAUAUAAAGUAUGACUGUAUUUAUUACGUAGAUAGGUUUAUAUACGGUCACAGAUAAUAUAAUG